Nannochloropsis gaditana CCMP526 is the source of this 2016-nucleotide messenger RNA. Its product is annotated as atp-binding sub-family c (cftr mrp) member protein. Gene Ontology annotation, cellular component: membrane. Gene Ontology annotation, molecular function: ATP hydrolysis activity; ATPase-coupled transmembrane transporter activity; ATP binding. The transcript is spliced from 2 exons. Gene Ontology annotation, biological process: transmembrane transport. Bases 1 to 2016 code for a protein of 671 amino acids. The record is from RefSeq and is a predicted model, not a curated record.
AUGGCCUACUGCUCGCAGCAACCGUGGAUUCAAGCAGGCUCCAUCCGCGAGAAUAUCACAUUUGCGGGCGUGCCCCAGCGGCAACAGGAAACGGCAGCCCCCCCGGGGAAUCUGGGUGUCUCGACCCCGCUCUUGCCUGAGGAAGAUGGGUGCAUCCGCAGCAAUGACUCGUCAGCCCGGCUGGUGGAUGAGGCUCGAUACUCAAAUAUUCUGCAGGCAUGUGCCCUCGACCACGAUUUGGCGCACCUACCUUACGGAGACCUGACAGAAAUCGGCGAGCUCGGGGUGAACUUGAGCGGAGGGCAGCGGGCCCGCGUGGCGCUGGCGCGGGCCGUGUAUGCGGAUCCCGACUUGGUUCUGCUGGAUGACGUGCUCUCCGCCGUGGACCCUCGAGUCUCCAAGCACCUCUUCCACGCAUGCAUCUUGGACACCUUGGUCAAGGCUGGAAAGGGGGUGGUGCUGGUAACACAUCAGGUCCAAUACCUUCCGUUGGCGACCCGGGUAUGCCUCUUGGAUGCUCAGGGCCAAAUGGUGGCGCCGUGUGCGCCCUGGGAAGAAAUACGGACCUCGGUGUCGGGCUGGAGGGCCUUGGUGCAGGAUUUGCCGGAAAGAGCCACGGUAACAGGGGCGGACUGGGAGACCACGAAUGGGGGAAGAGAUGAAGGAGAGGUUUGUGAUGAGGCAGAGGAGGCGGAGGAAGGAGAGGGAGGGCCGAAGGACGCAGACAUGGACGUUAGUUCCCCUGACGGCAGCGAGGCGCUCCGUCCUUCUGGUUUCCUCGCCCAAACGCCCGCUGUCGGUCAAGCCACGGGCCGCGAGACCGCCGCUUUUAUUGCGGCCGAGGACCGUAUCUUGGGCGAGGUCCAUGGAGACACUUAUGCGAGUUAUUUGCGCAGCGGGGGAUUGGCUUCCGGUGUAUGGAUUAUGCUACUGCUCUUGAUCAGUCAGGGUGUCCUUACCUUCGCGGACUUUUGGCUCAAGAUGUGGGCUUCAGAUCAGGAUCAUGCCCGGACUGGUGCUUAUUACCCGCAUCCCGGGCUCCUGGGCUUAUCCCUCACGUACGCCUUGGUGCUGUCGGGGACGUUCCAAUGGGCCAUCCGACAGAGUGCUCAAGCUGAAACGCUGCUGACAUCUGUGGAACGACUGAAUUACUACACGCGCUUGUCGUCGGAGGAAGACGAAGACAAAGAAAUGAAGACACGUUUGGUCACCAGAAAAGAGAAGACCUUCGGGCAAUUGUCUCCCAAUUGGCCUCAUUGCGGCGAACUUCUUGUUAAAAAUCUCCAAGUCCGCUACCGAGAAGACCUGCCUAUAGUCCUCAAUGGGGUGGAUAUCCACAUUCGCGGUGGCCAGAAGGUGGGCAUUGUCGGUCGUACUGGGUCGGGGAAAAGUUCCUUCUUGUCCGCAUUGCUGCGCCUGAACCAAAUCGUGGGCGGCGACGUCGUGCUAGACGGAGUGAGUAUCCUUCACCUUUCCCGCCACGACGCGCGUCGAUCUGUGGCGUGGAUCCCUCAGCAACCAGAUCUCUUCGCCGGUACUUUGCGCUUUAAUCUCGAUCCGUUCAUGCGGCACGGUGAUGCCGAGCUGCACGCGGCAUUGAGGGACGUUAACCUGUCUCUGGACUUGGACAUGCCCGUGGGGGAAGGAGGGGGAAAUUUAUCCACAGGGACGCGGCAAUUGCUUUCUCUCGCACGCGCUGUCUUGCUUCGGCGGAAAGUGUUGCUCAUGGAUGAGGCGACAGCCAGCGUCAGUUUUGUUGAGGACCAACGCAUUCAGAACACACUGCGAACAGCUCCUGCAUUUAGAGACUGCACACUCGUGACUAUCGCGCAUCGGAUAAAUACCGUGAUCGAAUCCGACCUCAUCUUAGUCUUUGCUGACGGCAAGUGUAUCGAACAAGGUUCUCCUCAACAUCUCUUGGCGACUAGCGGUUCGGUUUUUGCGGAGAUGGUCCGGGAGACACGCGUUUUUGACACAGCUGACACAGCAAUGUCAAAAGCUGAAAACCGGGGAUAG